AUGUGGACUCAGGGCAUAGCCCCAAAUACAAAUACUUCAAUUCACUAUGAAACAAACCAUUUAACGCAAAAUCUUCGCUCACCAACUGGAAAUGAUCAUUUACCUGCCAAUUUUCAGGAAAUCCGUCGGUCUGUUCCUGGCCGACAAGAGCAAUUUCAGCUUUGUGACCGUGAUCUGAUGGAGCUUCGUGGUCGUUGCGCACAACUAGAAAAGACCGUUCGGUGGUGGUCUGAUUGCACAAAUAAUUGGCGAGAAAAGUGGUCGUGUGUUCGGGAUGAACGCAACCAAUUAAGGGAAGAAUUGCAACGAACUAAAAUGGCUCUUAAUGCGCUUCAAAGACAAAACGAAGAGCUUAUUCAUCGGUUUGAUGAAUUUUCUUUUUCGGAAAAUAAGGACGUUACUCAAACUCUUGAUCUUAUUCUUGAGCCUACUAACCCAAAUGAUUCUCCAGAGAAGUCGAAAGUAGAGCAAUUGGAACGUGAAAACUCCGAAUUAAAGGACCAGCUGGUUUUACUGACUCAGCGUCUGUCUAGAUCAGACAAUCAAUUUAAGCUUCGUCCUCGGUGCAGCCGAUCUUCGGGCGCUUCUUCGUGCUCGGGAUCACGUAGUCCUUCAACUUCGGGGUCGGGGUGCUCAGAUUCACAUUCUGGUUCAGCAUCUCAUUCUGGAUCAUCCCAUACCAGUCGAGCAGUUUCUCCCGAUCAUCCUAAAUCUAAUGAGAAGUCAAAGGUGGAUCAAUCCUUUGCCCAAACCGCUAAAUCGUGGUCCAUGUAA
Rodentolepis nana is the source of this 774-nucleotide messenger RNA. The record is from the annotation of a GenBank genome assembly. Lineage: Eukaryota; Metazoa; Platyhelminthes; Cestoda; Cyclophyllidea; Hymenolepididae.